Molecule: messenger RNA, 309 nt
Organism: Parascedosporium putredinis
Lineage: Eukaryota; Fungi; Ascomycota; Sordariomycetes; Microascales; Microascaceae
Source: the annotation of a GenBank genome assembly
AUGGACGGAAGUCGUGCCACGUGGCACACGGAACCAGCGAUGCCCAAGGCCGCGAGGUGUGUGCGGACCAACUAUUAUGCCAAGGGUCCUGGUCGGAGCGGACCGACACAGACGAGUUUUACCGGAGUGCACCACUUUUCGAUCAAGUUCGAGACUAUCAAGGCCCAAUGGAAUGUGAUUACACUUCUACCCUCGCCACAUGUCAGCUGCCAGCCCAGGCACACGGAGGACCAACAAAUCAAAGAUGACUUGCUGAAGGCACCGAUAACGUUCCACGGCAGCAGUGCCAAGAUUCCGUCGAGGCGAUGA